GGGUCCCAUUCAGUGGGGCCGGGCAAAAAGGAAGGCGCUCCGGCCAGUGCUGGGGGUGGGUAGGAGGGGGGAGAUGGAGGCGCUGGCUGCGCCUAGUGUGGCUGCGUCUCUUCCAUGCGCGCCCUUGACGCCGGAGGAAUUGCCCGGGCAGCGGAAUUCGCCGAGAGCAAAGCCGAAACUCGUCAGCUUGGAGGAACUUAUUGCAGCCAAACCAAACAAAACACCGAUUCAGCUGUUGCUUGAAUAUGGCACAAAAGCUCGCCUUAAUCCUGAAUAUGAAUUUGAAAAAGCCGAGGGAGAAGUACAUAUGCCUGUUUUCACCUAUAAAGUCACCAUAGGUGACAUCUUUGCCACAGGAGAGGGUCCCAGCAAAAAGAUUGCAAAACAGAGAGCUGCUGAAGCUGCACUGAAUAUUUUGAAAAGCAAUCCAAAUAUCUGUAUUUCUAUGCCAGACCAUAUAAUCCCUGAACCUCUCAAUCAAGCACAGAAUCAGACCAAUCCGAUUGGAUCGUUGCAAGAACUGGCUAUGAGAAAGGGUUGGAGAUUACCUGAAUAUUUACUGGCCCAGGAGACUGGGCCACCUCAUAAGAGAGAGUUUGCAAUGACUUGCAGAAUCGAGACGUUGGUAGAAACAGGUAUGGGAACAUCUAAAAAAUUAGCAAAGCGAAAUGCUGCUGAGAAAUUACUUGAAAAGUUCCACAGUUUUUGUCAAGAUAAUAUCACAAUUUCUUUAGGAAAAGAACAAAUGCAUAAUUUGGGAUGUACCUGGGAUAGCUUAAGGAACUCUUCUGGCGAAAAAAUUACUAUGUUGAAGAUAAGCUCCCUCAGUAUUCCCAAUACAGACUAUAUUCAGCUCCUUGGAGAAAUUGCAGAGGAGCAAGGCUUUAAUAUAAAAUAUUUGAACAUAGAGGAGUUGAGUGUGAAUGGACAGUUCCAGAGCCUCGUAGAACUUUCAACCAUUCCAAUCAUAGUUUGCCAUGGGACUGGAAUCUCCUGGAGCAACAGCCACAAUGAUUCAGCCCACAAUGCAUUACAGUAUUUAAAAAUUAUGGCUGGGAGGAAAUAACCUUGAUACAGGGAAAAAGAAUGAACAUGGGGUACAUAUAUAUAUUUCCAAUUUCCAAAUUAUUGAGGCUUUUUUUAAAGUCACAUCACAACCUCUGCAUUCAUAAUUGUAUAUUAUAAAGAAAAUGUAACUUAAACCUAUUAUGAUGUUUUUGUUUAUUUAUUUUGGAAAGCUAAAAUCAGGAAAACCCAAAAGCCGUGAACAGGGCAUGAGACACACCCUGCAACUCUAUAGCGUUUGAUGAAUCUGAAUUCUCAGUACCAAAAUAGUUAUUAGUCUGUCAGCGGCUGUUGCCUCCUUUCUCAGUAUUGUUUUGUACAGGGAUGGGGGGCUUGAGGCAAACCUACAGAAGAGUGCAGUGUGUUGAGAGAAGGAAUAUGUUUAAGAAUGCUGUGCAUUGGGAGCAGGAAGUCCAGCUCAUUCUUCUGUUUAUUUCUUACAGCAUUAAUAUAUUGCCUUAUGAAACUGACUAGGUAUCUCACGGUGAAACCACAAAGCAAAAACAUAAACCAUCAGUUCAUCAUAGUUUCAUAACAUCUUAUUAAAAGUAGAUUGAAAUUGAAAAAUCCAACUCUGCAUAACUCUGCUAGUUUCUUAAAAAAUCAGAUUCACAUCCAUAUCCAUAAGGCAACCCAGCAUGUAAAUAAUUCAAUCCCUCCAAGCCCAGUGAAACAAAACAACUUCAGGCUUCGCCUGAAGAACAGUGGUGUGAUCCUCCAGACUCCAUUAGAAGAUAUCACCAAGCAAGGCCUGCCUCUCAUCAUUCCCUAGCACCCCAUAACAGGCAAAUUGGGACACCAACUGCCAUUUCAAUCAGCUGACAUUUCUAUUAUUCCAAACCUACUGUACAGCCAAAUUCAAAUAUCCAGCCCUCUCCCAAUUUGACUCCCCUUACUGAAUUUGUUAAGUCUCCCACUGUAGUCCUGCUUCCACAUGCUAUUCUGUGUCUGCAUGGCAGCAGAUAAGUUGUAAUGUGUUAUAGCGACAAAGGUGAUAAUAGUAAUAAUGUGCAUCAACUGGAAUUAAGGUGCCACAUUUGUCACAUUGAUAGUGUCUUGCCAUUUUCAGCAUUCCCUCUUCUAGCCCUUUCCUUCCUCCAGUUCACAUGUUCUGCCUUCUACUUUCUACACUUCUUUUGUAUCUGUCACUUGAUGUUCCACACAAUUGAGUUUCACCAGCUUUCCCAAUUCUCUGCUUUUCCAUUCUGUUUGAUUUACAAAUACCUCCAAUCACAUCUCAUUCCUCAACUCCUCAGGAACUCCCAGGAUGAAAAACACCCAUACCAAAAAAGAUCCUUCCUCCAAAAUGCCAAAUAUAAAUCACUAGCUUGCAAAAAUUGCCCAGCAGAAUGGUAAUAUUUACCAAUCACAUUGAGCAUUGUUCAUCUAUUCACUCAUACAUUUCAUAUAUGCACCCGUUUUGCCUUACAGCAAACACAUGGGAUAAUGUACACUAGCUCAAAACCACACAAUGAAUUUCGAUGACUAAGGGUGGACCUGAAUCCAAAUCUCCUGAGUCCAGGUUUAGCACCCUAAUCGCUGUAUUAUUGUCUUGUAUGUCAAUUUAGCUUUAACUCUUGUCAUUCACGGAAAUAAUAAAAGUGAUUUUAAAGAUUUGCAGUGAAGUAGAAAAUCUUGUUUCCAUUCAUUCUUUGUGAUAGGCUUACAGGCCAGGUGAGGAACCAUCAUAAUUUGUGUUUGGUGGUUGGGUUGUAGAUCGGUCAUGUCUCCUAUUAUACAGUUAAAGCAGAUUACAAUCACAUUACAAUCACAUUACAUGGAAAAAAAGAACAACAUGAAUUAUGACCUAAAGAUAUAUUUUACAGGAUAUUAUGAAAAAUUACCAACUUUUUAAAAAAAUAAUUGCAUAUUUCAGUAGCCAGGAGCAUGGCUUCUGCAAACUUAACUCCCUUGAAGUUGCUUAUGUAGGUUGGCAUUUCUUUUAAGACUUCAUGAACUUAUGUCUCACUUGAACUUAUGUAGCAGAAGGCUGAAUUUUAGUCUCCAUGAAAAUGCCUACAGCUGGGACCUGAACAAUUUGUUUUUCUAAUGUCUGAAGCUUCAAAGAAAUUACUAUUGUAAUUGUACAUAAUAGCCAUUACAUAUUCACUUUUUUGUGUUUAAAUUUCUUCUCAAUUGUGGCCUUUUAAAACAUGUUUUGAAGAUUAAUUUCACAGAAAUGAUAAAAUUUGUUAUCAUUGUUCUUUUUUCAUUAGAUGUGUCAUUCUUUAAUAAAUUGUUUGAAAUGAUA
Notechis scutatus (mainland tiger snake) is the source of this 3316-nucleotide messenger RNA. RefSeq names its product protein activator of interferon induced protein kinase EIF2AK2 (gene PRKRA). Gene Ontology annotation, biological process: regulation of regulatory ncRNA processing; siRNA processing. The record is from RefSeq and is a predicted model, not a curated record. Gene Ontology annotation, cellular component: cytoplasm; RISC complex; nucleus. NCBI's taxonomy places the organism in Eukaryota, Metazoa, Chordata, Lepidosauria, Squamata, Elapidae. Gene Ontology annotation, molecular function: double-stranded RNA binding; siRNA binding.